This is a messenger RNA of Pogoniulus pusillus (Red-fronted tinkerbird), 6960 nucleotides long. It is a transcript of the gene COL24A1, whose product is annotated as collagen type XXIV alpha 1 chain. The record is from RefSeq and is a predicted model, not a curated record. NCBI's taxonomy places the organism in Eukaryota, Metazoa, Chordata, Aves, Piciformes, Lybiidae. The coding region runs from base 643 to 5712 and encodes 1689 amino acids. Gene Ontology annotation, molecular function: extracellular matrix structural constituent conferring tensile strength. Gene Ontology annotation, biological process: extracellular matrix organization. The transcript is spliced from 60 exons.
CGCAGCUUCCUGCCUAGCCUUCCCAGCUGAAGCACAGCGGGAGCCUAAGACGCUUCUCACCCCUCGAAUGUACUGAACAGCAUCACCUGCCUGCCCUCUCCCUACUUCCCCACUGCUACCGGCGCUGUCCGCCGCACCUGGGGCGGCCGCACCGCUUUUCCUGCCCGGUCCCGCCUCACCUGGGGCAGACGGCGCCGGGCUUGCCCGUGGGUCCGCCGCCUGCCUCGGAUCCGUGCUCAGGGCGACCUGCGCGGAGCUGCGCUCACCAUGCCCGGCCGGGGUCCAGCCCACCCCGGGGGCCGCGUUUGCUGAUGUAAUCGCCAAGCAGCCAGCGCUGAAAUUUAACACCGCGGCAGGCGGGGAGGACCGCCGGUGCCGGGGCAGGCGGCUGCAGCGCCGCUCCGCCGCCGGACUCCGCGGGCAGCCGCGGGGCUCCCCCGCCACCCAGCCCCUGGCGCACCCCUGGCCGGCCCACCCCCCGCCCACCCCCGCGGGCCGCAUGCGGGCCGCCCUCGGGCUUGCGCGCAGCUCGGCGGAGACCAGGGCCGGCGGGGUUUCAUGGACAGGAGCUGACCCUGCGGCGGCGCGGCGCUCGACUCCGGCUUUCCCUCGGAUCUCCGCUGCCCGAGCAAAUGCAUACAAAUGCAUUUGGGAGCCGAGAGGACAAGGCGAGGACGCAUCUCUCCCGCAGCACAAACGAAAACUGUCCUUUUCAUUGCAAUAUGUGUAGCUGUGGGUGUUGCUCUAGUACCCAAACAAGGAAUAGAUGUUCUUCAUCAACUAGGCCUUGGGGAAGACAUUCAACAGCCCUCAGAGACAACAGUGCCCUCAAAGUCAUCUCUCUUACCUCGGGGUGUUCGCUUAACUGUUUCAGGAGUUGUGCUAACUGGUGAUGCACACAUCGAGUCCCCUACUGUUCAAGUCAUACCAUCAAAUCUGGGACGUCAGUUCACUAUAUUGGUUGGAUUAUACUCUUACAGAGUAAAUAAUGCUUUCCUUUUCAGUGUUAGGAAGAAAAGUAGAUUGCAGUUUGGUGUCCAGCUGCUACCAAGAAAAGUAGUGGUGUACACUGGAUGGAAGCAGUCCGUAUACUUUGAUUAUAGUGUUCAUAAUGAACAGUGGCAUUCAUUUGCCAUUGAUGUUAGAGGCAAGACUGUCUCAAUAUUUGCUGAGUGUGGAAAGAAGUACUAUAGCAGAGAAGUGCUUUCUGAGGUGGAAAUAUUUGAUUUGGAUGGUUUAUUCACCCUGGGAAGGAUGAACUCUCACUCUGUCAGCUUUGAAGGAGUUAUAUGUCAGCUAGAUAUUAUUCCCUCUGCAGAAGCUGCUGCAAACUAUUGUAAAUAUGUGAAACAGCAAUGUCGCCAGGCUGAGACAUACCGAUCUCUGCUAGGAGCACCCUAUGUGUCAGGUGGGCUGGAUGGGUUUUCAAUGACUGGUGAGAAAAAACAGUCAGAAGAUGUGUCAGCUCAUAGAAGCAAAGAAGCCUCAGACAUCCCUGUUACCGGUGUUGUUCAAACUGUCUUUCUACCAGAAUGCUUUGAGUCGAGAAAUGUCUCUGCAUCAGAGUUUGCAGAGGCCAAGUCGCUGUUGCUGGAAGCCUGGCCUGAAGCAGAACUCCAUGAGAACAUCAGUCUGCCACCUGAUCAGCAAGCAAUGAGCAAAAAAAGAAGCCUCACUAAACUCCCCUCAGGAUCAUAUCCAAAUAUUUUAGAUAACCCCACAGAAGAUGUAGGCAGACAAAGUGAGCCUUCUCUGAUCUCUCCUGUAGGACAGAGUAAAACUGAAAACAAGGGAAUGGACAAAGCAAACCUGCAUAUAGAACAAUCAAGCAAAAGCCAGCAAAUCCUCAACACAACCCUGUACAGUUUGCCUGCUGACGUCUCUCUGGAUAAUCAGCUUGGUGCAGGGCAGGAAGGUGCAUUUGAUGCUGAUGAGACUUACCACAUGGAAAACAGUUAUGAAAUUAGUAUUGAUAAUUAUGGUUAUGACUACGAAGAUCUUGACAAAAUGUUUGACGUGCGAAGUGACAGAGGUCCAAAGGGGGAAACAGGACCUCCUGGUCCUCCAGGUCCUCCAGGUUUAGCUGGUCCACCGGGAAAGAGAGGUCCUCGGGGUAUUCCAGGACCACAUGGUAAUCCAGGUUUGCCAGGAUUGCCAGGUCCAAAGGGCCCUAAAGGAGACCCAGGAGUUUCUCCAGGUCAGGCAAAACGUGGAGAAAAGGGUGAUCCAGGCCCCUUAGGCUUUCCAGGCCCACCUGGGAUCAAAGGACAGAAGGGUCUCAAGGGUUUUCUGGGACCUCAAGGGUCACGGGGUGAGCAGGGAAUUCCAGGAGUGGCUGGCAGCAUUGGGAUGGUUGGUUACCCUGGCAGGCAGGGCUUAGCUGGACCAGAAGGUAACCCAGGUCCUAAAGGUGUGAGAGGUUUCAUUGGACCUCCAGGUGUGGCAGGACAACCAGGACCUGAAGGAGAAAGGGGCAUCCCAGGCAUCCAUGGAAGGAGAGGCCCUAAAGGGAGACAGGGCUUUCCAGGUGACUUUGGAGAUAGGGGUCCUCCUGGUCCAGAUGGGAAUCCUGGAAUUGUUGGUGGUGUUGGUCCUCCUGGAUUUCCAGGAUUAAGAGGAGCCAUUGGGCCAGCAGGACCAAGUGGACCCUCAGGAAUUCCAGGGCCCACGGGUCUCCCAGGGAGUGUGGGACAGCCUGGAAUGAAAGGUGAUAAGGGUGAACAUGGCCUUGCAGGAGAGCCAGGAGAACAAGGGUACCCAGGUGACAAGGGUGCUGUUGGUUUACCAGGACCUCCUGGGAUCAGAGGAAAGCCAGGACCCCAGGGGAAAAUUGGAGAUCCUGGAUCCCUUGGACCAUUGGGUCCUCCAGGACCUGAGGGUUUUCCAGGAGAUAUUGGUGUACCUGGAUUAAAUGGCCCUGAAGGUCCAAAGGGACUUCUGGGUGACCGAGGGCCUCCAGGGCCACAAGGCCCCAAAGGAGCUGAGGGAGAAGUAGGACCAGCUGGACCUGUCGGUGGAGUUGGCCCAAGAGGAAAGCCAGGACAUAAAGGUUAUGCAGGUGAUGCUGGACCAGAAGGUUUGAAGGGAGAACAAGGAGACCAAGGAAACAUUGGAAAAACUGGUGAAACAGCAUCAGCUGGCUUACCUGGAGAAAUUGGGCCACCUGGAAGCCUGGGUGAAAAGGGAGAGCGAGGCAAUCCAGGGCCAGUAGGCCCUCCUGGUGAGAAAGGUGUUAUGGGCUAUGCAGGACCUCCAGGAGACCCCGGACCUCUGGGGCCAGAAGGAUUACCUGGACCUUCAGGGACAAGAGGACCACCAGGGCCACAAGGACUUAAGGGAAGAAGAGGACCAAGAGGUCUAGAGGGUCCUCCAGGAGAACCAGGAACAGAAGGCAUUAAGGGAGAAAGAGGCAAUCCAGGAAAGAAAGGAGUUCCUGGACUCAUUGGUAAAGCUGGAAAUCCUGGAGAAAGAGGUGAUCAGGGUGCACUCGGUUUACUUGGGCCUCCUGGAACCACAGGAGACAGAGGACCAAUGGGAGAGCCAGGUCCAAGAGGACAACCAGGUGAUGCUGGCCCUAUUGGAGAAAUAGGGUUUGAGGGACCUCCUGGCCCUGAAGGAGAACCUGGCUUGCAAGGAGAACCAGGCACAAAGGGAGACACUGGACCUGCUGGGAAGGCUGGAGAACCAGGCAUCCAAGGUUUAAGGGGUGAACCAGGACCUCCAGGAGAAGAUGGUGUUCAAGGAAAAGAUGGCUCAAAGGGAGACCCUGGAGACCAUGGACUCUUUGGAGAAGGUGGCGAAAAAGGAGACAUGGGGUUACCAGGACUUGCUGGACCUCCUGGUGAGCCUGGCAUAAUGGGCAUUCCUGGCCCUGAAGGAACACCAGGAAAUCCAGGUCAGAGGGGCCGUUCAGGAAAGAAGGGUGAAAAGGGGCAGCUUGGACCUCCUGGAGAAAUUGGACCUACUGGAGAGACUGGCCAGCCUGGAGAAACUGGUCCCAAAGGUGCAAGAGGAACUCGAGGUCCCUUGGGACACCUAGGAGGAAUGGGACCUGAGGGAGAGUCAGGAAUUCCAGGCUAUGGGGGUCACCAGGGUCCUCCAGGGCCCUCAGGGUCCCCAGGACCCAAAGGAGAAAAGGGUUACCCAGGAGAAGACAAUACAGUCCUUGGACCACCUGGGCCCAUAGGUGAACCAGGUCCUAGUGGUGAACGUGGAGAUAGAGGAGAACCUGGUGAUGAGGGUUACAAGGGUCAUAUAGGGCUUCCAGGACUUAGAGGACCUACUGGACAACAGGGGCCUCCAGGAGAGCCAGGUGAAUUGGGAGAGCAAGGAGCAAAAGGAGAAAGAGGUUCAGAAGGGCCCACAGGGAAGAAAGGAGCAACGGGUCAGGCAGGCAAACCUGGAAUUCCUGGAAAACUAGGUCCAGCAGGGCAGAAAGGAGCAGUUGGGUACCCUGGACCAGAAGGCAUUCCUGGGAACCCUGGCAAGCCUGGGCUGUUAGGAAAACCUGGCCCUAAGGGUAAUAAAGGAAACUCAGGCUUACAAGGUAUGGCAGGUUAUCCUGGAGCACGAGGUCCCAAGGGAUUGCCAGGCAUGCCAGGGCCCAUGGGAGAACCUGGACUGAAGGGUGAGAAAGGACUUCUGGGUCAUCCAGGAAAGCAAGGAAAAAGAGGCCUUCCAGGAUCACAAGGUGACCAAGGACCAGCAGGAGACACUGGACUGAAAGGACAGCCUGGAGAAGAUGGACAUCAAGGCUUAAUGGGGAUUCAAGGAGUCCCAGGUCCAAAAGGCCCUGCAGGGGACAUUGGCUCAGUUGGAAUUCUGGGCCCAAAGGGUCCAACUGGCCAAACUGGAUACAUGGGCCCUGUUGGUAGAGAAGGCAUUACAGGCCCAAAUGGCAGGCUUGGACUGAGAGGUGAAAAGGGCACAAGAGGUGAAAUGGGGCCUCAGGGACCUCAAGGCCAGCCAGGACCACGCGGACCACCUGGACCACCAGGACUAACAAAAAGAGUGGACAUCAAUGCUGCUGUUCAAGCUUUAAUUGAGUCAAAUGCUGCACUGCAGAUGGAGAAAUACCAGAAUACUGAAGAAACUUUACUAGAUCACAGUACAGAGAUAUUCAAAACGCUGCACUACCUUAGCAACUUACUGCACAGCAUCAAGAACCCUCUUGGCACACGAGAUAACCCAGCACGCAUCUGCAGAGAUUUGCUUAACUGUGAACGUAAAGUGUCAGAUGGAAAAUAUUGGAUUGACCCAAACAUUGGAUGUCCCUCCGAUGCCAUUGAGGUUUUCUGUAACUUCACUGCAGGUGGUCAGACAUGUUUAACACCGUUGUCUGUGACAAAGCUGGAGUUCGGCGUUGGAAAAGUGCAAAUGAACUUCCUUCAUUUACUGAGCUCAGAAGCCACCCACAGCAUCACAGUUCAUUGUCUGAACACACCAAUGUGGCGAUUAAAUAAUGCAGGUGGCCAGAAAACACCUGUUAGCUUCAGAGGAUGGAAUGGUCAAAUAUUUAAGGCAAAUACACUACUUGAACCAAAAGUGCUUAUGGAUGAAUGCAUGAUUGAAGAUGGCAGCUGGCAUAAGACACAGUUCAUUUUUCACACUCAGGACACUAAUCAGCUUCCAGUCAUACAAGUUAAUGCACUUCCUCAUCUCAAACCAGGACAGCAGCACUUCAUAGAAAGUGGUUCAGUGUGCUUCCUUUAAGGCUUCUGUCCUGGGAUUUUUGGCAUCCACAUGGAAUUGGUGCAUAAAUCAAUUGCAAAAGUAACAAUGUAUUACAGGUAAAAUUACUAGCAAACUGAAGAAUCAUUUUAAACAGUGUUGGGUAAAGAACCUCAGGAAGAAAAGGACUUCCUCCAAAGAGAAAUGACAUUUAAAAAGAAAAGAAAGAACAAAAAGACUGUAACAGUUUUUCAUUUUACCAUUUUUUUCUUAGUGCUUUCUUGCAUAAUUUCCUGGAACUGAGUAUCUGAACAUGGAAUUUUUCAGGACAUCUGGUGUUCUUAGCAAUCUCUUGAACAGCACUGCAGAAAAGCCAUCCCAAGGAAAGCUGGAGACGUACAAUACUAAGGAGCAAUACUGGCUAAUGCUCCUAAAUGUGCAAUAGCUUAUAUACGAGAAGUGAAUUAUGCCACAGUACAAUAGGUCUUCUUAAGCAUUGUUUUACUAUAGUCCUUUGUGAACACAUACAUCUUAACAGAUGGCACACUACCUCUUCUGUAUUUCCUGUCCAUCUUGCCUUGGUGCUUUUCAUAACACAAGGUGCUUAUGGCCUUAACAGAGAGCAUUUGAGUCCCUUUUUUUUCCAGACUGUAUGUGCUGGUUACAUCAGGAUGUGUUUCUGUUGUAAAGGUACUUGUUUUAAAUUGUUGCUCACAUACUUCACUACAAUGAAAACAUUAUUUAUGUGGAUCUCUUGUUUAAAAUAUUUUUGUGUACUGUUUUGGAAAUGGUAUAUGAGAGACAGCACAUUGUAUAUGAUGCAUAUAUAUAGCCAGAACAGUUAGCUUUACAGCCAUUGUAAAAAUUGUUGUAGAAGAGCUACCUACAAUAGUUUUGAUUUUAGAUUCUGUAUUUCAGUUAACAUUUCUAAUGCCAAAGGCAUCUUAAGGUGAUACAUUGUGUAUAUAUUUUGUAACUUGUGAAAAAUAUCUACUACAGCAUGUCUUCUGAAUGGCUGCUGUUAAAUUAUAAUCAGCAUUUCAUCAGCCUAGAAAUUCCACUUUUGCAGACUUAUUAGAUCUUCUUUUGUUUAAAAAAAAAAAAAAGCCUAAAAUCUUAGGCUUGACAAUGUUACCAUCAGGAAAAAUACUCUUUAUAUGCCUCUAUUAUCAAUCCAAAGGCAGUACCAGACUAUAUUGGGGAGUAUUGAAGUGUUCAAACACUUGUUAAACUGUCUUCAUCCACAGGAAACACGCUUACCAAAGUAUAAUAAAAGAAGCUUCCAAGCUA